AGGUUGUAAAAGUAUACUAGACAUUUACAGAAUAAAUCAUAUCUAGUUUGAUGUUUAUGUGACAAACGGUGAAUUAGUUAUUGAUUUAUACCGGAGUAGCCUACAAGGCAUUUCAUACUGAUAUAUUUUUUAAGAGCUCAACCUACUCGCGCAUCGAUUGGCCAGGUGGACUCUUCUGUCGGUUUUCAUUGGCUUGUGGUAAUAGUAUUUCACUCAUGUUUUGCCAUGUAAUUUCCWAUGAAUAUUGUGUGUGGUUGCUGGCAUAGGUGCGGAUCAUUUAUAACAUACGAAGGGGAGAAAGGCAGUUGUCCACAAGAGAGGAUGCGCAUAAAAUAAUACAUUUUUUCUCCUCGCUCCCUUGCGAAUGCGAUGAUGUGGGAAUGGAAUUUCUAACUGAGACAGGAGUUGCGUGUCCAAAAUGUAGACGUUUGCAUGUAACCAAGAGAUGAGGAUAAACCACUAAGAAUGUUUUGCACAAAAUUGAAAGACCUGAAAAUCUCUGGAGAAUGCCCAUUCGCCGGUAUUGGUCGUGUGGACGAACCCGGAGACUUUGAGGAACGUACAAGUGACCAUACCGGGGAUGUACUGGCAAUUUCCAAGGAUGUGUAUGGACAUGUAUCGGAGGUGCUACCUCAAAGGAAGACAAGCAAGACUAGAGUCAAUCUUCAUUCUUUGGGGGAGAGCAUCCGCAAAUUAGCAUGUCCCGAGUUUCAAAGACUGCAUACUGCCUUUCUGCAAAUGAUGAAACAGCAUACGUUAGACAAMAAAUGCCCUUCCGUGUGUUAUGCAGACAUCUGUCAAGAUAGGACCUUUGAUCGACCAGAGCAUUUACUGGAGAUCAUGAAGAAUUAUUCUCUCAAAACAGGUAUUCACAUGGACGCUUUGAAAGUCUCCCUUGGCGAGGAGCUGUUCCAAACGUGCUUCGACGAGGAUGGCCAUAUUCUGCGGGUGGUGGGGGGAGCCCUCAGCGACUUCCUGAACAGCUUCAAUGUCCUGUUGAAACAGGGCAGCGUCCCAAACCCGCCAGAACCAGCCGCUCUGCAAGCCAACCCAGAAAGAAUAACAGAUCAUGUAAACAACGAAGCAGCGUCGGUGCUGUGCCUGGACAAGGAUCUGGGUCUGCACACCGUCUACUACUUCAACCCCGGGCAGACCACGGAGUUCUUCUUCCCCGGGGUCAUCAAGGCGGCCGCCCGCCUGCUCUACGACACCACCGUGGAGGUGUUGAGGGUCAUGGAGAUGGAGAUGGACCUUCAAGGAGGCACCAAGGAGAGCGUAAGCCCCUUGCAGUUCCAAGCUGGGCCCCGGCAGCCCAGCCUGCUCUACUCGGUGGUGGUGAAGGAUGCCAAGAGCCUGAGCCCCAGUCCCAUGAGGGCCACGUCGGUUGGGACCAUGCCCACCUCGCUCUUCUCUUCCACCUUCCCCUUCCACCUCUUUCUGGAUCAGGACCUGGGCCUUUUGCAAAUCGGGGACGGCCUCCGGAAGAGGCUUAGCCGGAAGGAUGGCCUGAGGCGGCCCGCUGCCUUCCAGGAGCACUUUGCCAUCGUCACGCCCCAGAUCAGGUGCACCUUCCAAGGCAUCUUGACUAUGCUGAACACACAGUUCAUCAUUCGGAUAAAGCACCAAGGGGGCUCCAUGGCCGAUGACACGGGGAGGCUCAUGGACCUUAAAGGCCAGAUGAUCUGCAUCUCAGAGUCCAAUGCCAUCCUCUUCCUGGGCUCGCCGUGCGUAGACAAGCUGGAGGAGCUGACUGGCCGUGGCCUCUACCUGUCUGACAUCCCCAUCCACAACGCCCUGCGCGACGUGGUCCUGGUGGGCGAGCAGGCCAAGGCCCAGGAUGGCUUGAAGAAGCGCCUAGGCAAGGCCAAGGCGGCCCUGGAGCACGCUCACCUCGCCCUGGAGGAAGAGAAGAAGAGGACGGUGGAUCUGCUUUUCACCAUUUUCCCGGGGACGGUGGCCCAGGAACUUUGGCAAGGCCACACGGUGGAUGCCAGGGAGUUUGAGCAUGUCACCAUGCUGUUCUCGGACAUCGUGGGCUUCACGGCCGUGUGCUCACGCUGCACGCCUAUGCAGGUGGUCACCAUGCUCAAUGAGCUGUACACACGCUUUGACCACCACUGCGGGGAGCUGGAUGUAUACAAGGUGGAGACUAUCGGUGAUGCGUACUGUGUGGCUGGUGGCUUGCACAAGGAGAGCGAGACUCACGCAGUGCAGAUUGCCCUCAUGGCGCUGAAGAUGAUGGAGCUGUCCGAUGAGGUCAGGACGCCCACUGGCGAGCCAAUCAAGAUGCGAAUUGGCCUGCACACUGGCUCAGUUCUGGCCGGUGUUGUUGGCGUGAUGAUGCCGCGCUACUGUCUGUUUGGCAACAACGUCACAUUGGCAAAUAAGUUUGAGUCCUGUAGCGUACCUAGAAGAAUCAACGUUAGCCCCACAACCCACAGAUUGCUGAAAGAUUGUCCAGAGUUCGUCUUCAUUCCCCGGACCAGACAGGAUCUUCCGCCAAACUUCCCGCCGGAUAUUCCUGGUGUUUGUUACUUCUUGGAGACUUUUGAUCAAUGGUCGGGCAAAACCACAAGUGACUGUGAGACUGAUGAACCAUGCUACAGCAAUACAAACUUCAUGGUUGAGCAAACAUAGAUAGAUGAUGAGACACAGCCAAACCUGGCAAUUUAAUA
Messenger RNA from Salvelinus sp. IW2-2015, 2675 nucleotides. Its product is annotated as guanylate cyclase soluble subunit alpha-1-like. Gene Ontology annotation, cellular component: guanylate cyclase complex, soluble. The record is from RefSeq and is a predicted model, not a curated record. Gene Ontology annotation, biological process: response to oxygen levels; cGMP biosynthetic process. Gene Ontology annotation, molecular function: heme binding; guanylate cyclase activity. Lineage: Eukaryota; Metazoa; Chordata; Actinopteri; Salmoniformes; Salmonidae.